Molecule: messenger RNA, 1413 nt
Organism: Rodentolepis nana
Lineage: Eukaryota; Metazoa; Platyhelminthes; Cestoda; Cyclophyllidea; Hymenolepididae
Source: the annotation of a GenBank genome assembly
ACGGAAGAAACUUCCACAAAAUUGGAUUCAGGAUCAUCGGGUUGGUCAACCUUGUGUGUAUCACGAGCCAGUUGGCAAGCUGUGGUUCUUCCUACAAAUGUCGCUGGCAAAACAUUGAAAGAAAAGGAGAUCUUUCUGAGGCCUGAUAGUGCGCAGUCUGAAAUCGUGUCCAAUCGGUCUGCUCGAUCAGUCUCCACAUCUCCAAACUUCAACAGUAACUUUGCUGCUGCUCCUGCUGGCGCUCUUCCUGCCAACGUCUCUUCGCCCAUUUCGCCGAUGAGACAGAAUGCAAGUAUGGGAGGAGCAGAAUUACUAAAUCUCCUUCCUGGGCUCUAUGAACUUCAGAUUAUGUCGGUUUCUCUUGCUGGCAAUAGUUCUUGGACUCCCCCUAUGAUUUUUGAGGUCGCUGCUUCACCUAUGGCUCAGUUAACAAACACUUACAGAAGAUUGGCUCUGCCAGAUGAUGAAAUCCACGUCGUUUUCAUGGCCUUGACUCCUAUACCCUCGGGAUCUGCUGAUGAAUCCUCGACCGAUUGUGAAUCCGGCCUGGGAAUUCGACUAGUUGGUCAUAGAGACACUAAUUUACGUGGUGUUUUCAUCUGUAGUCUUCGCGAGGGUUCACUAGCUGAUCGUACCCCGGGUCUACAAGUUACUGAUGAAAUCGUGCAGGUGAAUAAUAUCUGUGUAAUGGGACUAACUCACGUCUCUGCGAAAUUGCUUAUCUCCAAGGAAACUGAAAUGGCACGAAGGAGUGGUGGAGCGAAUCCCAAAAUCCUCCUCGUGAUCCGUCACAAUGCUGCCUAUAAUCCGUCUGUAAUGGCUAAACCAGCGGCGGGUACGGCUCCUACUGGCUGUGGCCACUUCCUUCAUCAUUCUUCCCUUCGACCUUCAUCUCAAGAUGCGCCCUGUGCAGCCAGGAAUUCGUCUUUUCGAUUCUCUAAGCAAGCUGAAUAUGACUACUUUGAUGUUAAUCUUGAUAGGAACGUUCAAGGUGGACUUGGUCUCUUCCUUGUGAAUAUGAAUCCUCGAGGGGAUAUGGGUGUCUUUGUUCAAAACGUGCUCCCAACUAGUCCAGCUGGGAUGUCUGGUCAAGUCCGCAGUUGGGACCGAAUUGUGGCAAUUGACGGUGAACCUGUCGUAGAUUAUGAUAAAGCGCUAACAAAGCUCUCAGCCCGUCAUUCUAUGGUUAAUCUUCGAUUUGCUCGAGCAAAACCACCGAGUCAAAAACAGGGUUCAGAACUUCCCCUAGGUAUGAAUUUACCUCGUUCUUUCUCACCGCAUGUCCAUCCAACACCUAUUCUACUUGGUGUGGAAACCACAGUUGAAAUCAUUCGUUCAGCUGAAGAUCUCGGUUUUUCUAUUGUUGGAGGAUCUGAUUCUCAAAUGGUUGGUCAUCUACUUCUCCUCUUUUAA